Molecule: messenger RNA, 1425 nt
Organism: Puccinia triticina
Lineage: Eukaryota; Fungi; Basidiomycota; Pucciniomycetes; Pucciniales; Pucciniaceae
Exons: 8
Coding region: 1-1425 (474 amino acids)
Source: RefSeq, a predicted model, not a curated record
AUGUACAGCCUCAGGGAAGCUCGGAGCAGAGAAAGAAAAGAAUCAGAUCACGAGUCAUUACAAUUUACGAUGGACCCGCAGUCAACAGACGAAUCACAACAGCGUCCUAUCGAAGCCGAUAUCAACGAAUACAAACGUUUUGUGACCCUGCACAGCUGUAAAGAAAAUCAACAAACCGAACAUUUUGCAGUAGUUUCUAAGGUCGUUGGAAUCGAAAGACUACGAAACUAUCAUGACGACCUGGAAGAGAUCCUCAAACUGAAGUCGCCCGAUACAAAUCAAGAAGACGUCAUAUCCCAAUGGGUAAAAUUCUUCCAAGGGUACAAAAGCUCCUUUACCAGGCUCAAGAACGUUCUCAAUCUCACCGAUGCAGAUCAUGAGAAUCAAAUCGAGCAACUUGUCGAACUCGCUCACUUCAUUCGAUUCCCCACGGUGGAAGAACCCUCUGGAAUGUCGCAAGAAGAGAUGCUCACCAGAAUCAAAACUCUUCACCCCACAGACUGCAAACGCUUUGGGAAGCUUCACUGCUGCGAGGGAGCUAUACUUGUCGAAUCAUUCACAGUCCUUUUCGAGGCCGUUGGAAUAAAAAAGCUGCAAAGGUACCUUACAAAGCUGGAAAAUAUCCUCAAACUGAAGCCGCCCGAUACAAAGCAGGAAGACGUCAUAUCGCGAUGGGCCAAAUUCUUCCAAGGGUACAAAGGCUCCUUUACCAAGCUGAAGAAGAUUCUCAAUCUCACCGAUGCAGACCAUGAGAAUGAAAUCAAGCAACUUGUCGAGCUCGCUCACUUCAUUCGAUUCCCCACGGUGAAAGAGCCCUCUGGAAUGUCGCAAGAAGAGAUGCUCACCAAAAUCCAGUCAACCAAAGAAUCUCGCAAAUCUCAAGAGGAACUUACUGAAUUCAAGCGCUUCAAGAAGCUUCAUGUGUAUCCUGAAGAAGCUGACAAAAAAUUCAUAUCACUUGUGGAGGCUGCCGGAGUGGCAAGGCUGCGAAAGUACCAUGAAGACCUGGAAAUGUGCAUCGAGUCGCUCGAAGUAGGAUGCCAAUCAUCCUUCCGAGUCUACUUCAAAAGAUUCUACCAGGGAGCCAGUGACUCCCUCCGCGAGCUCAAGGAAAAUGUCGGACUCAAGGAUGAGGAUGAAGUCCUUGAAAAUCAAAUCGAUAAACUCACCCAGCUCGCUUACUUCAAACGAUUCCCCACGCGGCAAGACUCUGGAAUGUUGCCACACCAAAUGCUUCUCGCACUCGGGCCUACAAAUUCUCCACCUAAAACAGCAAUUGACACUGUGGAACGGCUCGCCUGGUCAGCCAACAUUGUCCGGGAAGGUUUUGAGGUACCAUAUGUGGCGUACGAUUCUAUUGUGACACCAGCUCUAGAGACCCUCCGCGAUUACAUAGUCAAAUGGGAAUCCAAUCUGUGGACUUGA